Didymella exigua CBS 183.55 is the source of this 1107-nucleotide messenger RNA. RefSeq lists its product as uncharacterized. The record is from RefSeq and is a predicted model, not a curated record. Lineage: Eukaryota; Fungi; Ascomycota; Dothideomycetes; Pleosporales; Didymellaceae. The coding region runs from base 1 to 1107 and encodes 368 amino acids. The transcript has 4 exons.
AUGGAUCGCUGUAUCGUGCCUGUCGAGCCAGCUAGCGGGUGCGGCGAACUCGUGGUCAUCGAGGUGCAGCAGCAGGGCGCUCACGAACUCGAUGUUCGACUUGUUGGCUGUGAAGGCGAGAAUCCAUAUGUGGUGCAGAUCAAACAAAGCCAGCUUCCAAAAUUAAAACACAAGUUCAAAGGCACCAACGCCGAGUGGGAGGCCGUCCUAGCUCACUUUCUCCUCCAGAAAGAAUUGCGGCCCGACCAAGCCAAUUUAUUGGAAGGUACUCGCAUGGUCUGCACCUUGAAGAAGGAUAAUCUCGAGCUCUCCAUCCGGCAGGAUGUCCAAGGAAUCAAGGUCACUUGGGGUGAGAUCGUAUUGCCCAGGGAUGACGAGUUCGAGUUCAACCCAUUCGAGUGGGCUCAAGCAUCAGCCCAGGCCCAUACGAAGACAUUGCAAGAGCUGGCAGAAGUAAAGGCGCGAAUCGACAGCGAAAAGGAGACCAUUGCCAAGCUCAAUGCUCAGCUCGGUGACUUUAUCAAAACUAAGAAUGAAGCAGAGACAGCAAUGCUGCAGCAGUUCAUGGAGCUGCUCAACGAGAAGAAGAGGAAGAUUAGAGACCAGAGCCGUCUGCUAGCUACAGCCAAGGUCGACAAGUCGACAGCUCUCGCUAUGCAAUCGACCAGAGCGGAGACCCCACGCAAAGCAGGUCCAUCUCGAACCUCGAAACGCAAGGCGCCUGCACGGGCUGCAAAGGUGAUACCGGAGGACAACUCGGACAGCGACGAGGUGGAGAUCGAAAAGGCCAAAGCUGAGGCGCAGAACGAUGACGAAGACGCCUCUGUGCCAGCCACGCCAGAACGGUCCGAUGCUGAUACGGAGUCCGAGGCUGAAGCUUCUGACAGCGGCCUAGUAGGCGGGUCAUCUGAGACGCUCAAGUCGAGUUCAAUGGUCGCACAGCCCACAAAAGAAGCUGUCCCAUCACAGUCAAGUGACGGUCCGCCUCCACCUCGUGCCCUACCGUUUGGAAGGGCAGGCACGCGCAGCACAGGUCCCGCCAGAAAACCGUCGCUGCCCCCUCCAGCAGACGACGAUGAUGACGAGACUGAUGAUGAGGAGUUGUGA